Mytilus californianus (California mussel) is the source of this 1062-nucleotide messenger RNA. RefSeq lists its product as uncharacterized. Lineage: Eukaryota; Metazoa; Mollusca; Bivalvia; Mytilida; Mytilidae. The record is from RefSeq and is a predicted model, not a curated record. Bases 1 to 849 code for a protein of 282 amino acids. The transcript has a single exon.
AUGGCUAAAAAAUUUAAAGAGAUGUUCGAAUUGUUUGGAGAACCGGUUGCCAUUGGUAACGAGACUUUUCCUGUUAUUGUUACAGGAGCUUCAUCCAAUCAUUACCACGAAUCCCUUGCUAUGAUCCAUACUUUCAAGAAGAAAAUUUUACCACGAUAUAAAGGGAUAAGGUUGAUAUUUUAUGAUCUCGGUUUAACGAGAUAUCAAAUAAAGGAGUUACAAAACUUUUGCAGUUGUGAAAUUAAGACUCUCCAAUUCAACAAAUAUCCAUCGUUUGUUAGAGAAUUGAGAAAUUUUUCUUGGAAAACUUUGAUUAUAUACACAGUCUUAAAAGAACACAACUUUGUAAUGUGGGCCGAUACAUCGGUUCAAUUUACAGGUACGAAAGAAGCUUUUGACGUGUAUUUCCAACAAGCAAAACAAGUUGGCAUUCUGGUGAGAAAGAACGACCAAAGUCAAACAGCUCGAACUUUUUACCGCACGAAAGCAGAAACAUUUAAAUAUCUAAAUGAAAUUUCAUGUAUGUUCGAUUUCAAAAUAUUACGUGCUGGAUUCGUAACAAUUUGGAAAACAUCAUUCACGUGGAAAUAUAUUAUUCAACCUUGGUUAGCAUGUGCCUUGACAGAACACUGUAUGUCUCACUAUGAUCCAGGAUUAGUCAUGUAUUGUAAUCCUCAGAAGGCAGUCUUAUAUCACUGCCACAGGUUUGAUCAGGCAGUGUUAAGUAUAAUCCUGCAGAGACUUUUCAAUGUCAAUUGUGAUAUAGUGACCUUAAAUCGUCUACCGGAAGUACAUCAAAUUGACAGAUCUCAACGUUAUUUUAUUAAAGGGUACAGAACAUCUAAGUGAGCUAACUCUUUAAAAAUUAACUGAACGCUUUAAUAAACAAAUAUGAGUAAAAAGAAAUCAAGCUUCUCAAUUCUCAAUGAUCGAAAUAAGUAUUUUUUAACUGUUUUAUAUCCAAUGAAAUUAUUCCAGUGAAUUGUGUGGUUCAAAUUUCUUGAAUUUUUUAUAUUUUUGUCAACAGUUCUAAGUAAAUAUUUUGUCAAAAUUUUAUGAAAA